Molecule: messenger RNA, 2862 nt
Organism: Moesziomyces antarcticus
Lineage: Eukaryota; Fungi; Basidiomycota; Ustilaginomycetes; Ustilaginales; Ustilaginaceae
Product: HCP-like protein
Exons: 1
Coding region: 1-2862 (953 amino acids)
Molecular function (GO): protein binding
Source: RefSeq, a predicted model, not a curated record
AUGAGCCGCUUACUUCCCGAUGCUCGCUCUGCUUCGGCAGUCCGCUCCUUCUCCGCAGGCUCGCACGCCUCGUCCAACAGCGAUGCCUCCUACUCUUCCAACGCGGACGCAGCCCACACGCCUUCUACCAGCCCGGCGCUUUCGGAUCACGGUGCGUUCUCGCUAGACGCUCUCUCUUGGAACAAGCUGCCUCGCGCGUAUCAGCCUUCCUCUCCUACCUCGGAUCCACCCACCGACUCCAAGCUUUCGCCGCUCGAGCUUCUCGUCAAGAGAGGCAAGCAGGUCCAGCAAGACAUCCUCGAGCCCAGCACGCACGAUGCAAGCUCAGAUCCUACCUCUCACCGCAUCUAUGAGCGUGCCUCGGCCCUCUCUCGCCGCACCUCUGUCCGAAGACCGCCUGUCCAGCCGUCGCCCGACCCCGACGACUUUGACGAUGCCCAGAGCAUCCGUAGCGUCAACCUGCUCUCCGAGCCUGGCUCCAGCUUCUCCCGCAACCCGCGCACACAGACACCCACCUCACAGGAUUCGCCUCCCACACCCUCCUCGUCCGGCACUUCGUUCACCGUCCAACGCGGCUACAAAGCGACCUACGACGACCAGUUCGAUUCCUACAGCCCCAUGCAUGCCAGCGCCGACGAGCAGCCGCACUCGGCCCAUCUGCUCAGCAACGCCUUCCGCAACUCGGUCGCCUCUGACAUCUCGUUCAACUCCAUCACCGGCGCUAGCCUCGAUACGUCCCUCUCGCGCAGAGCUUCCAUCGAUACCGUGCGCAGCUCCGAAUUCGGCGAGGACGGAAGGUGGGGCAGAGCGUGGGCCUCGCGCGCCGACGACGAAGAGAGUGCCUACGAAGAGAGCGUCUACGGCGAUGAGCUCGACGGCAAUGUCGGACCUGGCUCAAGCCACCUACCCUCCAGUGUAGCCGCGUACGACAUUCAGCUGGACCCGGAUCAAGGGCCAUUUGCGUCCGGCGGUGGCCUUUCGUCGGUUGCACAGCAGUGGAAGCUCGACCAUGCGGCUCGUGAUCCAUCUCGAAGCGCGGAAGGCACGAUGCGAGGCGUGCAUGCCUCGUCGACACCCGCUAUCCGAGAAAUGCCGAGCAAAGAAAAGGUCGUUAGCCUCACGAGAUCCAUUCCGCCGCCUAGACUGCUCGACCAGCACCAGGCCGGACACUGGCAGCAACAGGGCGAUCCCAGGCACAGCUUUGUGCCUCAAAUCGAAUCUCACGAUGGCGACGCAGUGACCGCCUAUCACGACGCAUCGCAGCACAUCUACGAUCGCACUCCUGUGGCCUCGGCAGAUCGUCACCUUGGCCAUCGCUCCACGUCGUCGACUGCGACGAUCACUGGCAACGAUGCGCGCGAGAGCACCGGAAGCCCAGAGAGCGCACGCGUCUACGUGUAUCCACCCAGUCCUUCCGGUUCGGAAGCGUCGCGAGCGAGCGGCGCCCACGCGCACUCCAGCCGCGACCCGAACCACCGCAGCCAACAGCGCUUCUCGUCCAUGCCCAACCCCACCUCGGCGCGCAUCGAGACCAUGUCCGCCGCAUCCUCGCCCGACCAGCCGCCGCAGCACGCGGGCUCGGGCGAAGUGAAACGCACGCCGCUCGCGCCGUCGGCGCUGCUGUCCAACCCGAGAGUCGCGUCGGCUGGAUCACUCGAGUCGCGUCGGCUCAAGCCUUCGGGCCAUCCUGCGGGGCGCGCACCUCCGCCUCCACCGCCUGCUGCCGCAUGGAGCUCGCCGAGCAUGAGUGGCGGCACUCCCAACGGCUACUCGGAUCCCAACCAGUACUUCCAGGGCGUGGAUCGGCCCAUCAUCGGGCGCAAGCGCGCGGAGGCCAUCGCACGCGCCGACGGGCGCGAGAGCAUGGUGUCGGAUCUGGACGUCGAGACGCUGCGUCUGGACGGCAGCAGCCGACGCGACAGCUCGAGCACCAUCGGCAGUGUCAUGACCUCGCGCAUGUCGAUCGGCAGCGUGGCGCACGACCCGCUGGUGCUGCAGUCGGCCAACUGGCAAGAGCAUUCGCCUAUCCCACCGCAAGUGGCCUCCCCACGCACGCGCGGCGCGCCGAGUAUGCAGGCCAAGGCUUCGCACGCGUCGUUCCGCUCGCUGCAGCCCGCCCAGGAGGCGUACAGCCCCGUAGCCGGUGCUGGCGGCCCCAACCGGUCAUCGAUGCUGCGCAAUGCCAAGUCGAGCAACGCGUUGGGAUCGGUCGAAAUGCAGGCGAGCGCGUCGGCACCCCCCGUCGGGCUGGGUGUAAGCGGCGUCCAAUCGACUCCACGACCGCGUACAUCGCCUGCAGUCGACACACGCACGGGCCCGUCGUCGGCGGAAGACUUUCUCUCGUCGGGCAUCACGCACCACGAGCAAGGUGAUCUUGCGCGUUCUGCGUUCUACUUUGAGCGAUCGGCCAAGGUGGAUGGCGGAUGCGUGGUGGGGAUGUGCAUGUUUGGCAUGGCGCUGCGCGAGGGGUGGGGCGCGCGCAAGGAUCCGGCGAAAGGGUUCACGUGGAUCCAGAAGGCGGCGGCGCGUGCGGGCGAGAUGAUGGCCAACACUUCGACGCCCAAGAGCGACGCCGAGCUGCGCGCGAUCAAGAGCGAGCUCAAGCUGAGCGUGUACGAGCUGGGCAAGUGCUUCUGCUACGGCUGGGGCGUCAAGAUGGACAAGCCCAUGGCGCUCGAGUACUUUGAGCUGGCGGCCAAGCUCGGCGAUGCGGAUGCGCAGGCCGAGGCAGGAGCGCUGUACGCCGCGGGCAAGGGAUGCAAGAAGGACCUCAAAAAGGCAGCCAUGUACUACCGCAUGGCCGAGCAGGGCGGGUACGAUACCGUGGGCCUCAGCUGGAUCCACAAGGACAAGUACAAGUAG